Messenger RNA from Perkinsus marinus ATCC 50983, 1227 nucleotides. RefSeq names its product protein kinase, putative. Gene Ontology annotation, molecular function: ATP binding; protein serine/threonine kinase activity. Gene Ontology annotation, biological process: peptidyl-serine phosphorylation; intracellular signal transduction. The transcript has 5 exons. Lineage: Eukaryota; Perkinsozoa; Perkinsida; Perkinsidae. The coding region runs from base 1 to 1224 and encodes 407 amino acids. The record is from RefSeq and is a predicted model, not a curated record.
AUGAGGCAUUAUAGUCGUUCUGACUUCGAGUUCGGCUCGCUCCUCGGUGUUGGAGCCUUCGCCCAAGUGGUGCAUGUACGGGAUAAGCUCACAGGAGACGAAUAUGCAUUGAAGAUACUUGAUAAGAAGACCUUGGAAAGGUUGAAUAAAACAGCACAAGUACUGAAUGAAAGAGACACUCUCACUAAGUUGAGAGAUUGUGAUAACAUAGUAAAGUUGUUUUUCACGUUCCAGGAUCGAACUUGGCUCUAUUUUGCGCUUGAGUAUUGUGAAGGAGGGGAUCUUGCUGAGGAGAUUGGCAGAUGGGGACGCGUCCCCGACGACCUGGCGCGGUUUUAUACAGCGGAAAUUGUAAACAUGCUUGUACAGUUGCGAUCAAAGGGUUUGGCACAUCGCGAUUUGAAGCCCGAUAAUAUUCUCAUUAGUAAAGGGCAUUUGAAACUAGUGGAUUUCGAUGUUGCUAAAGCUACGUCACCAAGUUUGGCUCUACAGUGUGAGAGGAGUGCCUCUAGUGGUGACACGAAGUCAGUCUCGUCGACUACGCAUAGUGAUGAUGAUAUGCAGCUGAGACGUAUGAACACCUUCGUGGGGACAGCCCAAUACGUGUCACCAGAGAUGCUCAGCGACUCAGCCGUAGCAGGGUUCGCCUCGGACCUAUGGGCUUUGGGGUGUAUCGUCUAUCAAAUGGUUGUGGGGUAUUCGCCCUUUCAGUCGGGUUCAGAGGAUCAGACCUUCCAAAUGAUCCUCGCGACUCAGUAUGAUAUGCCUGAGGAUGUCUCUGAGGAGGCACGGGAUCUCAUCAGCAAGUUACUGGUAUCAGAUCCGGCCGAGCGAUUGGGCUUUAGGAAUCUGGGCGAGUUAAAGGCUCAUCCCUUCUUUCGCGGUAUUGACUUCGCGACUUUACCCUUUACUCCGGCUCCUCAGCGAAUUCAUCAUGAUAGGAGUCAAUCGCUGAGUUACGGGAGCGUCGAGGACGAUAUGGGUGCUGAAUUCGGUAUGGCUUCCCAUACUAUGAGGAUAUCGAUAGAUGACAACUAUGAUCCGGAUGAUGACGAUGAUGAUGAGAGAACCCCUAUGGUAGGGCAGGUCUUUGGAGGCCACCAUGCUCAGCGUAUUAUGCCGUUUAAUUUUAUUGAGGCGGCCAGUAGGACGGCGAGAUCCCCGAGAAGCACUGAGAGUCAGCAGCAGUCUAGUGCCACUGAGGAUGGGGCUGAUGAGCAUUGAAUU